AAUUCCUCAAUGAAUCGUUUCAUCUCCGAAUUUAAAACGCGAUGGACAAGAUGUCAUAGAAAAGAAGAACGUUUCUUUAAAACCCAUCGGAAUUGGUUAGACUCUUCUAUUUCUUUUUUUACUAAACAGCUAAAACGAGGUCGCAAAGAGAUUGCUUUCGAAGAAUCCGGCCCAAAAACAAAGUACAAAAAAACCAAGGAUUUGAGAGACAACACAUCGUUAUCAAUGCUAGCUUUUGCAACUCAAGUGAAGUUAAGGGAAUCUGGUAAUAUUGGGGCGUCUAAGUUAGUACAUGAUGUAGCUUCUUGCUCACCAACGAGAGCGGAUAAAUACAGAAAAAGUUUACUUAAGUCGGUGGUGUCCAACAAACUGAGUAGUGAAGAAGCAUUAGCUGUUUUGGUUGAAGCUGGACUAUCGCGGCAUCAAUAUAAUAUUGUGAAACAGGCUGCUCCAGAAAGGUUUCCCUCGUACACUGCUGUCCAGUUAGCAAAAAAACAAUGUUAUCCAAAAAGCGAUAGUAUGAGAGUAUGUGAAUCCUCAGUCGAACUUGAUUUACAGGCGCUUCUUAAUCACACUGUUGAACGCCUAGUACUGCUGCAAAACAGUGUGAUUGAUUCUUUAAACAAAAAAGAACUGUCUGAAUUAUGUUUAUAUACAAAAUGGGGCUUCGAUGGGAGUUCUGGCCAUAGCUCAUAUAAACAAGCAUUUCAUGGCACAGAAGCUACAGAUUCCUCUGUGUUAAUAACAUCAAUUGUGCCAUUAAGGUUGGAAUGCGGGGAAAAAAUUAUAUGGCAGAAUCCUCGCCCUUCUUCUACCAGAUUCUGCAGACCAUUGAAAAUUGAGUUCAUCAAAGAAACAGCAAUUACGUCAAAGCUAGAGCAUGAUAGAGUCAGCGAAGAAAUUAAACAUCUAAAUAAUUCAACUGUGGAACUUGGUGAGAAAGUUGUAGUAGUAAGACAUAGCUUAAUAUUAUCGAUGAUAGACGGUAAAGUUUGUAACGCUCUCACUGAAACUACAUCUACACAAAAGUGUUACUUAUGCGGCUCCACCAGCAAAGAUUUCAACCAAAUCGAUAAAACUAUAAAAAAGGAAAUUAACACUGAUAAUUUACAAUUUGGGUUAUCAAUUUUGCAUGGAUGGAUACGAUUUUUUGAGUGCCUUCUUCAUCUGUCAUAUAAACUGCCAAUCAAAAAAUGGCAAGCUAGAUCAGACUCCGAAAAGCAAAUUGUGGAAAAAACUAAAGCAGAAAUUCAAAAGCAAUUUAAAGAGAGGACUGGUUUAAUUGUUGAUUGUCCAAAACCCGGAUUCGGUAGCUCCAAUGACGGAAAUACGGCCAGGCGUUUUUUUCAGAAUGCGGAACUAUCAGCGGAGAUUACGAAAAUCAACGUUAAUUUAAUAGUCCGAAUGCAUAAUAUACUGAUUGUUGUUUCGUGUGGUCAUGACGUAAAUGUACAUAAGUUUCGGGAAUAUGCACAUGAAACGGCUAGAAUAUUUGUAGAACAUUAUCCGUGGUACUAUAUGCCUCCAACAUUGCAUAAAUUUUUUAUUCACGGACCUGAAAUAAUAGCAUACGCAUUGUUACCGAUUGGCCAAUUAUCGGAAGAAGCGCAGGAAGCUAGCAACAAAAAUUUCAAAAAAUAUAGAGAGAGUAAUUCCAGAAAAAUGGAUCGAGAAAAGUCGAAUCAAGACGUUUUUAACAUGAUGCUGAUUACUUCUGAUCCAAUAAUAUCAAGCAGGAGAAAAUUGCCUGAAAAAAAAUUACACAGCCUACCAAAAGUAGCUGUGGAUAUGUUACAAUCUCCAUCCUUAAAUUUGCCAAAAGCUUAUGCCAGAGACAAUAAUAGUGCUCAUGGCAAUGAUUCCGACGAGGAAGAUGGUGACGAUGAUAGUAAUGAUGAUGCAUAA
Molecule: messenger RNA, 1905 nt
Organism: Rhagoletis zephyria (snowberry fruit fly)
Lineage: Eukaryota; Metazoa; Arthropoda; Insecta; Diptera; Tephritidae
Source: RefSeq, a predicted model, not a curated record